Cyprinus carpio (common carp) is the source of this 1853-nucleotide messenger RNA. It is a transcript of the gene tmem230a, whose product is annotated as transmembrane protein 230a. The record is from RefSeq and is a predicted model, not a curated record. Gene Ontology annotation, cellular component: synaptic vesicle; endomembrane system. Gene Ontology annotation, biological process: synaptic vesicle transport. NCBI's taxonomy places the organism in Eukaryota, Metazoa, Chordata, Actinopteri, Cypriniformes, Cyprinidae.
UAUUGGCUGCCGCGGUUCUUCUUUCCUGCGCGCGCAGGUUGGAAUGGGAAUAAGGAAGUAAACAAUGUCCGCAGAAGGUUGAGCAGUGUGUUCAUGGAGAAGCGAGCAAAGUUUUCGUAGUGCUGUGGAAGUAGCCGUUACAAAUCAACCCUGUCGAUCUGGAGCGGAUGCUCUCUCAGAUAAUCACGGUAUAGUUUGCUACUCUUCCAGUGCCAAUAAGCCUAAACAUCAUAAUGAUGGCAACUCGGAACAACACAGCCAGUGCUGCUCCAAACAAUAAGGUCAAAUACUCCAGGCUGGCAGAUAGCGAUGAAGGAUACAUUGAUCUACAGUUCAAGAAAACACCACCUAAAGUACCCUACAAGGCUAUUGCCCUGGCAACGUUCCUGUUUCUGGUUGGCUCUAUAUUGAUUGUUGUUGGAUCCCUUCUUUUGGCUGGAUACAUUAAUGUCGUGUACCCAGAUCGCACGAUUCCAGUUCUCAUCAUCGGCAUCCUGAUCUUUCUUCCCGGAUUCUAUCAUCUGCGGAUUGCUUAUUAUGCUUCCAAGGGUUACCGUGGUUAUUCUUACGAUGACAUCCCAGACUUUGAUGACUGAACGGAUGUAGUCAUACCGAAUGCUGUUACUUUCAUGUGUUUUCUGCAGAUGUUGCAUGAUUUGCCAUUAGACUUUCAUUCUCUGUUUUCUCUAGGAGAGAAACUGAGGCACACUGUGCUUUAUUGAGCUGAAUAUCUUUAUUUUACCAAACGAAAAAAGAAGUGCAAUAUUAAGCAAAAUAGAGUAUUUAUUUAGCUAAAUACGUAAAAGGCCAACAAGAAAUAUGCUGAUAUUUUCGUAGCUUUUAUAAAACUUGAAAAAGUAUUGUUUUAAAAGCUAGAAAUUGUAUGUGUUUGUAAUGGAGCAUGUUAUUUACUGUAUAUACACUAUAUCAGCCAAAUGUUUGGGCACAAAUUAGAUAUGUAUGCCAAAGAUAACAAUAAUAAAGAUUUUCUUUCUUUCUUUCAUAUAUUUUUUUUUUUAACUGGAUAAGUUAGUCUGGAAAGUGAAGAAAAGUAGCCAAAAAGUAAUGCAUUUAUUUAGUAAAACAUUUAUUUCAUGUUAAGUAUAGUUCAAUUCUAUUAACGUAUUUACUGGCAUAACGCUUGGGCUUUACUGAUAUACAAAUUAUAAGUUGGAGUACUACUUUUCUUAAUAUUAAGCCUAAAAUGUGGCUUAAUAUUAAGAAAAUCUGCACAUUUCUUAAUAUUAAGCCGAAAAUGUGUUUUAAUGUCACUGUUGACAAGGAUUGUAUGGUCUUUGAAUAAUAUCGAUCUUUGAAUGCAAGAUAUUUAAAGUGUACCUAAAGUAUAAUUGCAAUAGUUCCCCUUUAGCACAAUCUGUACCUAAAAUAUACUUACAGUAGUUCCACUUUAGUACAAUCAAAUAUACUUCAGGAUCUUUAAUUGGACUUCAGCACUACUUCCGCACAAUUAAAGUGCAUGAAGUACAAAAUUUGUUGUUCCUGUUUAGCAGACAAAAGUACAAUUGCAGUUUAUUUUUAUUCAGCACAUAAUUAUGUAAAUAUAUUUGUAGUAUACUUAGCAUUAAAUAAAUGUAUUUCAAAUAUAUUUUAGUAUAUUUAUUUUUCACUAGGGUGGGAACUUCUGUAUUGUUUAAAAAGUAGGUAAGAUAUUUUUGUUGCUUCCCUGUUUUGCUUACUACAUUGUCCCGUGCUUGCAUAUUUGUUAUUUUGUCGUUUUAUUAACCUAUCCAUUAUUUUAAAGUGUGGAAAAUGGUAAGAUUGAGCAGAUGUGUCCAAACAUUUGAAUGGUAGUUGCAGUAUUGUUUUUGUGGAAUAAACCAUUUUAUUCAGUC